AUGGGCGUCAAGUCACCAUUCUUCGGCCAGCCGCAAUCAAAGCCGUCGCCCCGAUCAAAACGCGUGGGUGGUCUUGUAUCCACGAUCGCGUUCCCGCCCCUGUCAGCCCCGCGCUUUGGCCUGAUUCAGGAAGAGUUUGCUCAUGAACCUUUUUGGCUGCUUGUGGUUGUGACUUUCCUUGUCAAGACAGCCGGGACGCUGGCAAUCCCUGCGGUUUACAAGGUCAAGGAGCGCUUUCCAACACCAACCGCUUUGGCUGACGCAGAGGCGACUACUACGGUCGUGAGCAUGAUCCGCCACUUGGGUCUUUCGAUUGUGCGAACAGCGGCGAUACAGCGAUACGCCCGAUUGUGGCUUGGGAAGCCACCGAUAGCAGGCACCGUUUAUAGAGUGAAGAAUUACGACAAAAGAGAGGCGGAACUAGAAACACUGAGGCCCGGUGUUGAUGAGGUUUCUCUCGGGCUCACUGCCGAACGCAGCGGAGAAGCUGGCGAGGCGUGGGAGAUUGGCCACUUUACGCAAGGCAAAUACACGCUCGACAGCUGGCGCAUCUUCUGCCGUGACGAACUCUUGGGGCGGGCCGAGGACUGGAACGGUAAAGGCGCCGCCCCCAACUUCCAGCCCGAGUGGAUGAGAGUACGACCGGACGACAAGGAGCUCCGGGCGUGUCUACGGUGGAUGUGGAUGCGCGAAGGCUGGGAAUGGGAUCCCGUAACGGGCGAAAAGAAGGUUCUUCGGGACGAAAUGCGAAGAGCUGCGAACGAAGGGCGGGUGGGUUACGAUGAUACUGGCGGGUUGGUGAUUCUCGAGGAACCGCUGCCAGGGUCUAGUUGA
Colletotrichum graminicola M1.001 is the source of this 834-nucleotide messenger RNA. RefSeq names its product methyl-CpG-binding domain-containing protein 4. Bases 1 to 834 code for a protein of 277 amino acids. NCBI's taxonomy places the organism in Eukaryota, Fungi, Ascomycota, Sordariomycetes, Glomerellales, Glomerellaceae. Gene Ontology annotation, molecular function: catalytic activity; DNA binding. The record is from RefSeq and is a predicted model, not a curated record. Gene Ontology annotation, biological process: DNA repair. Gene Ontology annotation, cellular component: nucleus. The transcript has a single exon.